AUGACGAAGGACAGGUUAGCGGCGCUCCAAGCGGCGCAAAGCGACGAUGACGACGUCGGGCCCGACGACGUCAACGUCGCUGUCGAAGGAGGAUUUAUGGAUGAAUUCUUUAGUGAGGUGGAAGAGAUACGAGAGAUGAUAGACAAGAUUCAAGCGAAUGUCGAAGAAGUAAAGAAGAAGCACAGUGCCAUUUUAUCAGCACCGCAGUCAGAUGAAAAAACAAAGCAUGAACUAGAAGAUCUCAUGGCUGAUGUUAAGAAAACUGCCAACAAAGUCAGAGGAAAGUUAAAACACAUAGAGCAGAACAUCGAGCAGGAGGAGCACUCGAAUAAAUCAUCGGCGGAUCUGAGGAUAAGAAAGACACAGCACUCGACUUUGUCACGCAAGUUUGUUGAAGUGAUGACGGAGUACAACCGCACACAGACGGACUACCGAGAUAGGUGCAAGAGCAGGAUACAGCGGCAGCUGGAAAUCACCGGUCGAGCCACUACCGACGAUGAGCUCGAGGAAAUGCUCGAACAAGGCAACUCUGCGGUAUUCACGCAGGGGAUAAUAAUGGAGACUCAACAGGCAAAGCAGACACUCGCAGAUAUCGAGGCGCGGCACGCCGACAUCAUUAAGCUAGAGACUUCAAUCCGCGAGCUUCACGACAUGUUCAUGGAUAUGGCGAUGCUUGUCGAGAGCCAGGGAGAGAUGAUUGACCGCAUUGAGUAUCAUGUAGAACACGCUGUGGACUAUGUUCAAACUGCCACACAAGACACUAAGAAGGCCCUAAAAUAUCAGAGCAAAGCUCGGCGGGAUAACUGUGAUAACAAAACUUCGGGGUUUUCUUUAAUAUUUCCUAACGUUUUACUUCAGCGCUUUGGUCGGUUCCUGUAA
Messenger RNA from Arctia plantaginis, 879 nucleotides. The record is from the annotation of a GenBank genome assembly. NCBI's taxonomy places the organism in Eukaryota, Metazoa, Arthropoda, Insecta, Lepidoptera, Erebidae.